AUGUCCUACACUUAUCUGAACACGAGUGUAAGGUGUUCAAAUGGACACACAUUGUGUUCUAGUUGCAAGCCAAGGGUGCACAACCGGUGUCCUACGUGCAGGCAUGAACUUGGUAAUAUUAGGUGUCUUGCGUUGGAGAAGGUCGCUGCAUCUCUUGAGCUUCCCUGUAAAUACCACAGUUUUGGGUGCAUAGGCAUCUAUCCAUAUUACAGCAAGCUAAAACAUGAGUCCCAGUGCUCUUAUAGACCAUACAGCUGCCCUUAUGUUGGGUCAGAAUGCACGAGCAUUGGUGACAUUCCCUAUCUUGUGGCCCACUUGAAAGAUUAUCAGAAAGUUGACAUGCACAAUGGCUGCACUUUCAACCAUCGAUAUGUCAAAUCAAAUCCGCAUGAGGUUGAGAAUGCUGCAUGGAUGCUAACGGUUUUCAGUUGUUUUGGUCAGUACUUUUGCCUGCAUUUUGAAGCCUUCCAACUCGGUGUCUCUCCCGUGUACAUAAAAUUCUUGCGGUUUAUGGUUGACGAUAACGAAGCAAAGAAUUAUAGCUACAGCCUGGAGGUGGGUGGGAAUGGUAGGAAGAUGAUUUGGCAAGGGGUGCCAAGAAGCAUAAGAGACAGUCAUCGAAAGGUCCGUGACAGUUUCGACGGUCUCAUUAUUCAACGCAACAUGGCUUUGUUCUUCUCAGGGGGAGACCGGAAUGGAUUGAAGCUUAGAGUGACGGGAAGGAUAUGGAAAGAGCAGUGAUGGUAUCAUUUUUUGGGUCCCUGUAAUCUCCAUUGAUUAUGCUUUGUUGUUAAGGCACGUAAGUAGAUUGUUUGAUUCGGGUAGUUUUACAAGAUCUUCUGCUCAUGUCUUUGUUUCGGAUUGUAGGAGACAAACUCUCUUUGCUUGUGCUUGUAUGAGAUAUACAUGAAUGGGAAAAUGUAGCUUUUUUAGUCC
Messenger RNA from Hibiscus syriacus, 936 nucleotides. RefSeq names its product E3 ubiquitin-protein ligase DIS1-like. The record is from RefSeq and is a predicted model, not a curated record. Gene Ontology annotation, biological process: ubiquitin-dependent protein catabolic process; multicellular organism development. The coding region runs from base 1 to 741 and encodes 246 amino acids. Lineage: Eukaryota; Viridiplantae; Streptophyta; Magnoliopsida; Malvales; Malvaceae. Gene Ontology annotation, cellular component: cytoplasm. The transcript has 3 exons. Gene Ontology annotation, molecular function: protein binding; zinc ion binding; ubiquitin protein ligase activity.